GCAGUUUCCUGACCCUGCACGGACUGGAUAGGGAGUUGUUCAGACGGCUAGCACAGGAGCUCUGUACCAGAACAAGUGAGCCUGGCAGGCAUGAUGCUACAGACGUGGACACUUCGUGACCAUCAUGAUGUGAAGAGGAAGUGAGGAGAAGCAGGAUGGGAAAACUUGGAUGGUGGGAUAAUAUCAUGCUGCCAUGUUCCAGGUUGCAAGUUACAUAAAGGCUUUUCAUUUCUACAAACUUCAGAAAUGGUCCGAAUCAACAACACCCAGUACUUCAACUUCCUGGAGCAGGCAGAUGCCUUACGUCGUUCAGGGUCACUCUGUGAUGCCAUAAUCUCAGUAAAGAGCCAAACUUUCAGAGCUCAUCGGCUGGUACUGGCUUGUGCUAGCAGAAGACUAGCAGAGCAGCUAGCUCUAGGAGAUAUAGACAGCCCGGUCCAGUGCACGCUAGAGUACUUCUCACCCCGCACCUUCCAGCAAGUUCUGGAGUUCACGUACACACAGACUCUGGAGGUGUCGGUGGACGACCUGCACCUGCUGCUGAAAGCUGCCCAGCUGUUAGAGAUGCAGUUGCUGGAGGACCAGUGCCGGAGGCAGCUGGACAACCUCCGGAGCGGAGCCGGAGAAGAGGACGCGAGAAGAGAAAUGACGGGGGUCAAAGAAGAAAAAGAUAGUGCAGAGCAGAUAGGCCAGAGGCAAAAAGGAAGUCCUAUUCGAGAGGUGAAGUUCAGAGAGACUUCUCCCUUAGUGGAUGAGGCAAAUGAUAGCAUUGUCUCGGAAAACGUUUCACCCUCUGAUCCUGCUAAGACCCACAAUAGUCCGCCGUCCCCGAGAAAGAAGGCCCGGCUGCUCCCUGCGGCGACACCACCCUACAACAGAGAAAGUGUUAUCACCAGGCCUGCCAACAGCAGCUCCUCUUUCUCCUCUCCCUGGACUUUCCCUCCACAAAUGUGGAACUCUGUGAACGCCCUGAGGCGGAUAGCGGCGGACUAUUCAAACUUAGUUGCAGCUUGCCCCCUCCAGCCCACGAACCAGUCGCCCGUAGCCUACCCGUUUUCCCUCGCCUCUCCACACGUGUUCCCCCUAUUUGGCUCCCACUUGCAAAGCUCAGUAAUGGGCUACUCAGGCUUUCAUCCACGUCACACACAAAACCUGUAUGCUGGAUCCGCGGGGAUGGGAGGCAUAAUCAAGCAAGGCCUGCUAAAGAGAAAAAAACCCAGCCAGAGAGCGUUUACCGGGGCCACUCAAACCAACGAGCCGAGUUACAAUGAAGAACCCAAAGCCAGCACAGAAAGAGUUAAAGGCUGCCAACACUGCGGCAGAGGCCUCCUUGGUGAUCUAGCGCUGCGGGAGUCAGCCUCCACACCGUCAGGUGAGACUUGUGCAAGGUGUCUGUUCUGUGGAAGAGGAGCCGUUUCACAGCAUGAACCACAAUCCCAUCGACAAGAACACCGCGGGGAAAAACCCUACCAGUGCCAACAUUGUCCCAAGAAGUUCAGUCUGAAACACCAACUGGAUACGCACCACCGAGUUCACACCGGAGAGAAACCCUUCGAGUGUCGUCUCUGUGGUCAGCGCUCCCGGGACUACUCGGCCAUGAUCAAGCACCUGCGGACUCACAGCGGGGCAGCGCCUUACCAGUGCACGCUGUGCCUGGAGUUCUGCAACAGCCUGGUCGCCAUGCAGAGACACAUUAAGAGCCACCCAGUGCAGGACUUCCCCCCUAACUGGACCAUCAACAGCACCUACCUGUACACCUCACACAUCUGAGCCAGCCCUCGGACAGCUCUGUCCACACAAAGUUCUCACAGCCGUUGGUUUGUGCCUCUCGCGUGUUAUCAUUGAGUGACAAAGGAAAAGCACCUGUUCUUUCCGAAGAGCAAAUUGCAGAUGGUAUUUGAUAAACAGCUGGCUUGUGGAGUCACGUUUAUACACGAGAGGCACAAGCUGGGGCUGUAUGUUGCUGUAUAACUUACAAGUGCUCUGUGUUCACAUUCAAAAACUAUGGAACAGCACUAAUUUCUAAAGAAAUAUGAGAAAUGUGCACAUUUGGUCAUAUAGGUGCAUUAAAGCCACAAAAGCAGCUCAUCCUCAUCGAAUGACGCAGGUAUCUUCCCUCUCACUUUCACAAUUAUCGGACCACUUGUGUAAACUUUGUAAGUUUGACCUAGGUUAAUAGCGCCCUCAUGAGGGCAACCACUGUAACAAUUAUUUCUUCUUUCCUGCAGCGGCGCUCACAAAUGUGAUGUGAUGUGAUGUUGAUGCAGCUGAACACAAGUGGAUUUUUUAAGUGCUGGAGCACAUAAACAGUCUAUAUUUAUUGAUCGAGAUGGAAACAAUUCUUUAUCUGUGUAUCUGUGGCAUCCUUUACAGAGUGAUCCUCUGUUUUUUUUUUUUUUUUGUUUUUUUUUCCAAAACCAAAAGCAGGAGCAGACGAGUGGGAGAGUUUUUCUCCAGUUUGUACAAAGGCACCCUUGAGUCUCGGUACUGCUUGUGAGAUAAAAGGCAGCCAAAUCCGAUAUGGUAACCUCGAAAAAAGUUGAAGGAGGACUGUAUUUACUUUACACUGAAAAUAACGAAUGUCAUGGGCGUCUCAUUAACUUGAUCCAAGCUCAGAGAGAGCUUUUUGCAGGCAGCUAAGGGACAAACAACACUCCUUUGUGUUCUCACAUAUUUUAUUCCUCCAUUAAUGGAUUUUAUUGCACUGUAAGUCACUGAGGCCGGGCUGCCUAACUCACUGUCUGAAGUUCAUCGGCAUGCUUAUACUGAAUAAAUGUUGCCAGAAAGUAAACACCGUGUAACAUCUACAGCAACUGCCAUACCUCUCUAAAAGCACCACGCAAAAUUUAUAAAACUGUGAAGUCAUCGUAUGUAUGUAUGUCUGCUAUAUGCAACCACUGUUUCCCAGAUGGAGCCCUCAGACCUUUUACACUGAAAGCUCUUUUGUUGAUUUGUACAGCAUUAUAUUAAUAUCAACAGCAUGGAAAUAAAUGUUGUGCUCAUUUUUCAUUUAUAGGCUUUAACAGAUAACUAUAUGCAAUGUUUGAGACAACUCAUGCAUCAAAUAAACAAGCUUACAUAACUACAGCCAUCUUGGACAUUCUUUUGUAAUUUGUUAAAUGUUAAAGGAAG
This is a messenger RNA of Acanthopagrus latus (yellowfin seabream), 3132 nucleotides long. It is a transcript of the gene zbtb32, whose product is annotated as zinc finger and BTB domain containing 32. NCBI's taxonomy places the organism in Eukaryota, Metazoa, Chordata, Actinopteri, Spariformes, Sparidae. The transcript is spliced from 5 exons. Gene Ontology annotation, molecular function: DNA-binding transcription factor activity, RNA polymerase II-specific; protein binding; RNA polymerase II cis-regulatory region sequence-specific DNA binding. The record is from RefSeq and is a predicted model, not a curated record. Bases 247 to 1770 code for a protein of 507 amino acids. Gene Ontology annotation, biological process: regulation of transcription by RNA polymerase II.